AUGGCGAAUGCAAGAACACUAAGGGAGUUGGCUGCUCCGGAAUUGCCCCAGCAGCCGCUGUGCAUCACAUUUCCAACUCUAGCUGAAAAUGCCUCAUUCGAACUAAAGUCGGAGUUGAUUCACCUUUUGCCCACAUUCCAUGGCCUUUCGGGGGAGGAACCCCAUAAACACAUUCAAAAGUUCAAUGUGGUAUGCUCCAGUAUAAAGUCUCCAGAAAUUACUGAGGAGCAGAUCAAACUUAGAGCCUUCCCAUUCUCCCUCAAGGAUGCAACAAAGGAUUGGUUGUACUACUUACCUGCAGGCAGUGUUACAACAUGGACCCAACUGAAAAAGAAAUUUUUGAAAAAAUUCUUCCCUACAUCCCGGGCUGCAAGUCUGAGAAAGGAGAUUUGUAGCAUUAAACAGUACCCUGGAGAAUCCCUAUAUGACUAUUGGGAGAGGAGUAUCAUUGAUCCUGCGAGCGGGGGAGCAUUGGCAAAUAAGACCCCGAGGGAAGCAUGGUUGCUCAUUGAAACUAUGACAAAAAAUUCACAACAGUUUGGCUUCCGCGAGAGUAACCCUACCCGUAGGGUUAACAAGAUAGAGACAUUAUCCAUUCAGCAGCAGCUAUCAGAGCUAACAUCUUUCGUUCGCCAAUUAGCUGUGGGAAACGGGCACCAAGCAAAGGCCUGUGGAAUCUGCACAAAUGUGGGUCACCCCACUGACUCAUGCCCUAUGUUGCAAGAGGAUGGGGCUAAACAUAUGAACAUGACUGGAGGCGUGCCCGCGCCUCGUAGGCAGUACGACCCACACUCGAACACGUACAAUCCGAGUUGGAAAGAUCACCCCAAUUUCAGCUAUGAUAAUAGGCCACAGAAUUCAUUCUCCAAUCGUCCACCAGGAUUUCGGCAACCAUGGCAACCAAAGCCACAACCUUUAUCAUCUAACUCAGGAAGUUCCUUGGAGGAAAUUGUCAAGAGUUUGGUCACGACUACCACUCAGCUCCAACAGGAGACUAGGGCCCUGGUCGCGAACAAUACUCAGUUCCAGUAG
Molecule: messenger RNA, 1032 nt
Organism: Coffea arabica (coffee)
Lineage: Eukaryota; Viridiplantae; Streptophyta; Magnoliopsida; Gentianales; Rubiaceae
Source: RefSeq, a predicted model, not a curated record